Nomia melanderi (Alkali bee) is the source of this 6918-nucleotide messenger RNA. It is a transcript of the gene NLG-4, whose product is annotated as neuroligin 4. The record is from RefSeq and is a predicted model, not a curated record. NCBI's taxonomy places the organism in Eukaryota, Metazoa, Arthropoda, Insecta, Hymenoptera, Halictidae.
UCUCGCGAGCUUCGAGGCGACGUUACGUGUUGUUCGCCGGCGUAAAAGCCGAGGCUCGCCAGGGUGUCCGCGUCCGCUCGCGAGUGUGUCAGUGUCACGGGUGUUAUCCUCGCGUACGCUGCGGGUGUUCGUCGUGCGCGCAGCGUCCGGACCGCGGCUGGCCUUGGACGGAGAAGGGUGGUUCGCCGGAAAUUUCCAACGGCGGCAGCGUGCGACGCCGGAUCCGCGAGUCUCCGACGACGAGAGAGAAUGACGUUUGACUGGCCGCUCGCUGGAGGAAACGUUGCUCCGGCAGCGAGCAGCUAGAUCGAACGGGAGCAGGAAGGAUCACUGGUCGGACAGUGAACACCUUGGCCAGCGCAACGUGACACACGCGUUCCCCCGGACUCGGUGAUUGUGUUGUCAACAGUGUCGUAGAGUGGCCGCGAUUUUCGUGCGAUUCCGUUCGCGAGGAAUCGUCCCAUCUGCGGUUCCACCUCGUGCGUCCCCUGAACGAAGCGCUCGCGAAACCUGGACCAGAAACGAGCACGGGCAAGGCGGCGAGGAUUCGGGGAUCGGUACCGGUCUCGAGUUCCGUUCGCUGCUCGCAGUGCGGAUCUCACCUGCCGGUCGCGUGGUGCGUGUCGCACCGGUUCGCCUUGUGAUUGUGUGUGUAUGUGUGGAGUACAGUGCACCGACGGACCACUCGCCGCCUCGGUCACGGACUCUGACGGACCCAACAGCGUUACCUAGGACUCCUUGAACACCUUCGAAUAUCCUCCACUGCUCGACAUCUCGAUUCGUUGGGAAGAACGCUCGCACGUUGACCGAAAGUCGCGAACUGACUGUCCGCGUAGAUGAGAUCGUGCGUCGCGCGGGUGUCUUCGCCUGGUGAAACUUGUAUCGGCGAGCUCGCACGCGGAAACGCAAGAAUGAGGCUGCAGUCGAAGAGUUAAUCGCGAACGAUCCAUCGGAGAGCACGCCGACCCGCGACUCGCAGACCGCGAAAGAUGCGUUCCGCCUCGUAGACGCGCAGCCUCGUCUGACACUGGUCCCUCUAAUCCGGAGCGGCGCGAAGCUAAUCAAAGUCAAUGAUCCAAUUUGAUGGGGAAGCCGCAAGUUUGCUCGGGGGUGUCGCGCGUUUGGCGCUCGAGUAGGCCUAAAUGAAGAGCGAUCGCCGCGGGGACAGGUGAUGGAUACUGAUUUCGCGGAGCGGCGGUGGUGGGGCGUUCGCGCGUGCCUGUGUGCGUGUAUGUGUGUGUUUGUGCGCGUGCGCUGGGGGUCGCAGGCUAAUCGCGGCGGAAACGCGCGGGGGGAGGGCCGGCCGAGCAAGAUGGAACUCUUCCUGAUUCUCGUCUGUCUGAUUGCACCGCCCACCCUCUCGCUCUCGAUCAAGAACAAGCCCAAUCCACGGAUCGUCCAGACCCGUUACGGCGAGGUGCAGGGGGUCAUACGGUCCUUCGAGAGCGCCAAGUUCCUCAAACCAAUCGACGUCUACCUCGGGAUACCGUACGCCACCCCGCCGGUCGGGAGCAACAGAUUCUCGCCGACCAGGGCGCCCAGUACGUGGGAAAGAGUCAGAUUAUCGAACUCGGUCGGUCCAGUUUGCCCCCAAAAGCUGCCCGACAUCUCGAAUGAGCAAGAAGCACUGGAGCGUAUGCCGAAAGGCCGGCUGGAGUACUUGAAGAGACUACUGCCGCAUCUGCGGAAUCAGAGCGAGGAUUGCCUCUACUUGAACAUCUACGCGCCGGCUAUGGGGAUGGCGGACAGUGGUAGGAGGCAUCCGGUACUGCUGUACAUUCACGGGGAGAGCUACGACUGGGGCAGCGGAAACCCUUACGACGGCAGCGUCCUGGCCAGUUACACCGACCAAGUGAUCGUCACGAUGAACUACCGGCUGGGCGUGCUCGGCUUCCUGAACGCCAACGUGGCGCCUCAGACCAAGGCGAGGGUCGCGAAUUACGGGCUCAUGGAUCAGAUCGCGGCGCUUCACUGGGUCAAAGAGCACAUCGCCCUGUUUGGCGGCGAUCCCAACAACGUGACGCUGAUGGGCCAUGGAACUGGUGCCGCUUGCGUUCAUUUUCUCGCCAUCAGCCCGACGGUCAUACGCGGCCUGUUCAAAAGAGCGAUUUUACUCUCGGGCAGCGCGCUGUCGUCCUGGGCCGUGGUCGACGAUCCUGUCUCUUACGCAUUGAAGCUAGCCAAGGCUGUCAACUGUUCGAUUCCCGAAGAUCUUCUCAAAGACAACGAACUGAUCGUCGAUUGUCUGCGAGGACGUAGCCUCGAGGAGCUGAUGCAGAUCGACAUCCAACCGCCAACCUUUCUCAGUGCUUUCGGACCGAGUGUCGACGGUGUAGUCAUCAAGCCCGACUACCAGAGGGACUUGUUGUCCUACAUGGGCCCAGAGUUUCAAGGAUUCGGACCGCUCCCGAAGAAAGCGGAGCACGGUGCACCUAUCACGAGCAACAACAAGUACGAUUUGUUGUUCGGCGUGACGACAAGCGAGGCUCUAUGGAAAUUCGCGGAGAAAGAUGUCCAGCUGGGAUUCGAGGGCGAGAGACGAGACAGAAUUAUCAGGACGUACGUGAGGAACGCUUACGUGUAUCAUCUCACGGAAAUAUUUUAUACGGUGGUGAACGAGUACACGGACUGGGAACGAACGGUUCAGCACCCGAUAAACACGAAGGACGCUUGUGUCCAGGCGCUCAGCGACGCUCAGUUCGUCGCGCCAUUGGUGCAAACUGGAGACCUCUUCACUCUGAGACACACCAAGAAACCGAAUAAUCCUCACAUUCCUCCGAUAAUCGAGACGGACAAAGAACCGAUGCCCAAAACCUACUUCUACGUCUUCGACUAUCAGAUGAAAGACGGCGAUUACCCUCAGAAGAUGGGCUCGGUCCACGGCGAGGAACUACCGUUCGUUUUCGGCGCGCCGCUGGUGGAAGGUUUCGGCCACUUUCCGGGGAACUAUACCAGGUCUGAAGUGGCUCUCUCGGAGAGCAUCGUGCAGUACUUCGCAAACUUCGUCAGAACUGGGAAUCCGAACGUGAUCGAUCACCACAACCGAAACGACACGCUCCUACCCGCCAGCCGCGAGAAGAGCCGUUUCCGGACUUUGACCUGGGAACAAUACGACCCGGUGCAUCAGAAAUACCUGGAGAUCGGUCUUCGGCCGAAAAUAAAGAAUCAUUAUCGAGCUCAUCAGCUGUCGGUGUGGCUACGUCUAGUCCCUGAACUGCAUCGCGCUGGAAUGGAGGAUGUGGACUCCAGACACAACCUGUUUCGUGGCCAUUCGGAUCCCGGGCUUUAUGAUGGAUCGGUCAGGCCAGACCCGUUGAGCAGGAUCAGCGAAGAGUUUAAACGCAAGAAUAUAACCACCGAGCCGCCGACCACCACCGAUUACAGCGCUGCCACUUGUGUCAGCUAUAUACAGAGCACGAACCUUCAGAAUGUUCACAACGCCAGCACCGACACAUUGGCUAGCCUGGACGCAGCUGGGUACGCCGCAUACUCGACGGCGCUGAGCGUGACGAUCGCCAUCGGGUGCAGCUUGCUGAUCCUGAACGUUCUCAUUUUCGCGGGGGUUUAUUAUCAGCGGGACAAGACGCGGCUCGAGGUGAAGAGUCUUCAGCAGCAACAGAUGUUGAAUCAACAGUGCGGGCCACGGGGCUUCACCGAGCUGAAACAACCGCCGCCGCCGCACUCCCAUUUCCCCGGGGGCGGUCAGGUUAUCGUUGAUGUGGAGAACGAGAUGCUAAGAAGGAACGUUAUGAAAGGCCCUCCGAACGAUCCCAACACGCUUCUCCAACAGGGCCAGGGAACUCACACGUUGCCUCAUCAACAUCACUAUCAAAAGCAACAUCAGCAACAGCAUGCCACUCUUCCCCGAGCUUCCGUCAUACAGGACAUGAGCGCACAAACCCAAGGUCCACCAAACGGGUCAAUACACCUGACAGUUCCAAGAGCUCCACCACCACCCCGAGCAAAAAGUCCUCCCGAGAACCAGCCCCUGCUGCAGAGCGCCACCGUGUCGAGUCGCGUGUCCCAGGCAACAAUGAGCGAGAUGCGAGUGUGAUGCUUGGACCCCCCUCCGAAGCCAGUCGUCCCGGACGUUCUGACGGCGUCGACCUUGCUAUAAAAGCGUCGGGGUCGUUUGGUCAGCCGUUCGGGCUCGGGUUCCAGCGGCAGGGUGAUUCUCGGCUCGUCCUUUCGGCUGAACGAAAUCUCCCUGGGACCUUGAGACUGCGGCGAACAAUGGCCGGCGCGGCGGCUGGCACGCGGACACGCGUCGUCGCGUCACUCUCGAACGAACGGACCGUCGGAGUGACGACGGGACAGCGACUGAUGGAGGGGGGUGGACGGGGAGCUUCGGCUUCGGUGCCGAAGAACACGACUAAGACAAGACGAUGAAGAAAAGGUGUUGAGGACAGCGAGUUGAAGAGGUGCCCGUUUAUGGACUGUCAUCGUUGGAUGACAGGUCAGACCACGGACACGUGGUAUGAAGAUGGACGGUCUAGGUCCAGUCUGAUUGGAUUAAUUUGAUCAGAAAGGAUCGAUACUCUUGGAAAUCCUCGGGAGAAUUUGAAUGUCUGAAGGCGUUCAAUGAACAUUUUGAAAGUUGCGGAUCCUCCUGCAAAUGGCAGCAUCUGCGAGGAAAAUGUCGGGAGACUGGUGAUGGAUACUUGGAUUUGUCGUGGAUAGAUCGGUAUUAUCGGUGAGAGGGUUUCCCCAGAUAAUCGAGGGCGCAACUUCUUUCUUACGAUCAAUCGAACUUCAAUCAAAAGGAACAGAGAAUUCUUACGAUACGGAAAUCAAACGCAGUACAUUCAGCUAGCUAGUCGAUAAUAAUGAAUUUUAGGUGUCACGUGGGUGGGAGAAUGGGAGAGAGAGAAAGAGAGAGAGAGAGAGAGAGUGAGAGUGAAAAACAGCGAGAAAGGGAGGGAGAGAAAGAGAGAUACGCUCAAGAAAACUGACGAAUCGGUCACGACGACCCGUGUAUAAAACGCUAUCUACUACGAUGUUAGAUGUUCCUUGUACAUAAAGUGAAAUUUAUACCGUAAGAAACGCCAAAAAAAAGAUACGUUUGCUACUUUCUAAGAGGACCUGUACUCGUGUCGCGUUUAGUCGUCCGUUUUCCCAUUUCUUUCCUCCGGUUGACUGUGAAACGUUGCGCGGCGUGAAUCGACAGAUGGACGGAUCCGUGGAUCCGAGGAUUGCCCGUCGAUGAUUCGAUCAGUUGCGUGAAACAAUUGCUCUCGUCUGUUUACUUUGUGGAUUCGUGGGUGUGCUAGUUUAUAGUCUUCAUUAAAAUCGAAGGAAAAUGAACGAAACUGUUAGCGGCAUGUUGCUGAACUGUCGGGAAAAGGAAUUCACUAAUUGCUUUGACUGUCGACAAUGCACCGUCCAAGGAGUUAAUCUGCGAAAGAUGUCUACAAAUAUUACUGUUUCAUGAGUAAUCACGUUUGUCUAAAUUUCGUCAAAGAGAAAUCAAAAUAAAAUACAUUUAUUCUGUCGAGAAACUGCGUUGUUGAAAUGGUAUAAUAAUCUUAGUUAAUUCGAGUAGGUUUUUUUAUAUAAAUCAAACAAUUUUAUUUCAUGGAGAAGCUAUUCAACGGUAUUAAAAAUGAAACUGAAAUCUAUAAAUUGAUUUUCACCAACCAUAUCUUCGAUCGUCGACGAGCAACACAGUGUAUUUUUCCCCCAUUGAGCGCCAUAUUGCCACGCAAUCGUAUAAUUUCCCAUUCAAGAAUGACUUCUUCGUAUCUUCGCCCAACGGAAUCAUUUUUGUACACAGUCGGUAAUGAAACCUUCUAUUGUCUAAUCAGCAUACACCACGAGUUUGAUUCAGCCUUUAUAAUCGUGUACGUCUGAAAUGAAACCGAUAAACUUAGAAAAACAGUCGCCACAGUAUAAUUUACGAAAAACCAAUGACCAAUUACGACUUAAAUUGUGUCUAAAUGUUCUCCGCGGUACACUAGAACGUGAUUGGAGGAGGGCUAGUGUAAUGAAUCGUCGCUAGAUCGUUAUCGUGAGUCAACCCGUAUUAAAGUAGCGAUCCUAAGUUUUUUCAUAUCGUUUAACAUUACGUCGAGUAUGGUCGGGUGUGGAUUUCAAUCUAAAACUGUUAAGUGUGUGUGAAAAUGGUUGUACACCGCGUAAUCGAAGCUCGAAAGAGCACACGUUGCUCUUCGGUCGCUCGAUAGCGCCGCGGAGAGUCCCAGGCUCGUCGACUGGUGUCGGACUCGGAAGUGUGUGCGUGAAAUUUUUGUAAAAAUAUACGUAUAUAUAUAGGUGUAACAUAAAGACUACCGUAAAUCCGUUAUUAUGCGUAACACACUGCCACAGAACUCGGAUAUUCACGAACGGAGCAGUGCAGGAACGUAACUUCAAUCGAUUCGAGCGAUAGACGCUGUCCCGAAGUUUGAUUCGAUCCUUUGGAGCGCCAUAUUCACGCAACAGGUCCCUGAAAUUCCGUUCAACGUAGUGAAUCUUUUAUUUCGGUGUUCUCUAAACUGCCAAAAGGGCGUGGCUACCCUAAUUCAUAUUAAGAAACCAACCGUUCGUUACCUGUUCGAGUGUUAGUGAUUUUAUGAAGAUAUUCAACAUUCUUGAACACGGAAUGCGCUUCAAAGGAUUCUUUAGCGAACAGAUCUUAACGCUUUCAUUGCUGCGGUGCAAUUGAAAAUCAAAGUCUUCUCGUAAUCAAAAGAAACGACGAUCAAAGGUCUAUUUCGAAUUUUAAUAGUCUAUUAGUCUUAUAAGUGCGUUUAAAGUCUAUAAUGUUAUGUAGAAUCAUCUUCGAUUAGAAAACGAACGUGGAUUGUGCACUGUGAAACUUGUUAAAUAAAACACUGUUCCGAACUGACAGCAGUGAACGCGUUAAGGGAUGUUCUCGCGGUUAAGCGAGACAGAGUCGUGAGUACCGAGCUUAAAAGGGUU